Calliphora vicina (urban bluebottle blowfly) is the source of this 1169-nucleotide messenger RNA. It is a transcript of the gene CtsL2, whose product is annotated as Cathepsin L2. Gene Ontology annotation, molecular function: cysteine-type endopeptidase activator activity involved in apoptotic process; cysteine-type endopeptidase activity. The record is from RefSeq and is a predicted model, not a curated record. The transcript is spliced from 2 exons. Gene Ontology annotation, biological process: positive regulation of apoptotic signaling pathway; immune response; positive regulation of peptidase activity. Gene Ontology annotation, cellular component: lysosome. Lineage: Eukaryota; Metazoa; Arthropoda; Insecta; Diptera; Calliphoridae. Bases 1 to 1026 code for a protein of 341 amino acids.
AUGCUGGUGGCGACAGUGACGUUUCUAACCAGUUUUAUAACAUUGAGUCAUGCGCUACACAGCUUUCCCAAAUUGUGUGAUGUGCGGAAUUUUGACGAGUAUUUACAGCAGACGGGUAAAGUCUACAAAGAUGAGCAAGAGAAGCAAUUUAGAGAGUCUAUAUUUAUGGGCACCAAGGCGGUGGUGGAUAUGGGCAAUAAAUAUGCAGCUUUGGGUUUAGGCUCAUUUCAUAUGGCCUUGAAUCCUUUGGCAGAUUUGACGCACAAGGAGGUGGCAAAAUUAUUGGGCUCUAGAAUUACCUUUACGGGAGAAGAAAUCACUUCCAAACAUGUGAAUUUUGUUACCGCCAAAUCUAAUACGAAGAAUUUACCCGAACACUUUGAUUGGCGUGAAUUGGGUGGUGUUACACCAGCCGGUUUCCAGGGAAUAGAUUGUGGUUCUUGCUGGUCUUUUGCCACCAUAGGCGCCCUAGAGGGUCAUUUGUUUAGACGCACCGGUUUGCUAAUACCCCUAUCCGAACAGAAUCUGGUGGAUUGUGCCGAGGACUAUGGCAGCAUGGGCUGUGAUGGCGGUUUCCAAGAGUAUGCCUUCGAGUAUAUACGUGAUCAUGGUGUUUCUUUGGAGGCCAAAUAUCCCUAUACCGAAAUGGAAAAUGCCCAGUGUGGCCGCAAUGAAACCUAUGACAAGGGUGUCUUUAUCCGAGAUUAUGCCCGCAUUAAGCCAGGCGAUGAGGAGAAAAUGAAAGAAGUUAUAGCCACUUUGGGUCCUUUGGCCUGUUCCAUAAAUGCUGAUCUCAUUUCAUUCGAACAGUAUAGUGGUGGCAUUUUUGAUGAUGACACCUGCAAUCAGGGUGAAGUUAAUCAUUCCAUAGUUGUGGUGGGUUAUGGUUCGGAGAAUGGCCGUGACUAUUGGAUUAUUAAGAAUUCAUAUUCCGCGAAUUGGGGUGAGAAUGGUUUUAUGAAAUUGCCACGCAAUGAGAAUAGUUUUUGUGGCGUGGCUAGUGAGUGCAGUUAUCCUAUAUUGUAGGAUGUGCUUGUGGUUUUUUAGUUUUAUUAUAAAUAUUUUAUUUUGUAAAUUAUAUUAGUUAAUGAUGUAAGACAAAAUGUUGUUUUAUUUAGGUUUAUUUUAAAUAAAAAAUUUCUUAGAAAAAUUGUAUACGAAAAAUUAAA